AUGCCGGCUCCCCGACUGUCCCAGAACGCUGAGGCAGCCAGAGCCGCUGCUCAGCAAGCAGAAUUUAACGAGAAGAAAUGGGUCUGGGUACCUGAUAUCAGAGAAGGAUACCUUGCAGGUUGGGUGAAUAAGGAAGAGGAGGAUUCUGCAGAAGUUAUCAUGGCAGCUGGAGGAGAGUUUCGCAAAGUGCGCUUUGAGGAGUUGUUCAAAAUGAAUCCUCCAAAGUUCGAUCGAGUCGAAGACAUUGCCGACCUUACCUUUCUCAAUGAAGCGAGCGUUGUGCACAACCUCCGUCUAAGAUACGGUUCCGGCGCUAUAUAUACCUAUUCAGGUCUUUUCCUGGUUGCCAUCAAUCCCUACCAGCAUUUGCCACUCUACUCAGAUGCUAUUAUCCAACAAUAUCGAGGCAAGAGACGCGAUGAGAACCCUCCACACGUGUUUGCAGUUGCAGAGAGAGCUUGGGUCAACAUGGGGGAUGAACGAGAGAAUCAGAGUAUUCUAAUCACUGGAGAGUCUGGUGCCGGUAAAACCGAGAGCACAAAGAAAGUCAUUCAAUACCUUGCAGCUAUUGCUACAGAUGUUCAUCAACCCCCCGUGCAAUCACAUUCGAGAUCAAAUACUAUAACAUCUAUUCCUACAAGUGGCCUUCCUCGAAGUCGGUCGAUGCGGCAUGGGCAUUCCGCCUCAGUUGCAUCGAUCACUGGUCCAGGUUCAAUUCUGACAGCCAAAGGCAGACUGGGUCUUCUCGAACGUCAAAUAUUGCAGGCCAACCCAAUUCUUGAAGCAUUCGGUAAUGCCCAAACUCAACGGAACAACAAUUCCAGUAGAUUCGGCAAGUUUGUUCGGAUCAUGUUCGCCCCUGAUGGUAGUAUCGCUGGGGCAAACAUUGAUUGGUACCUCCUCGAGAAGAGCAGAGUCGUUUUCCGCAAUGAAGCUGAACGUAGUUUCCAUGUUUUCUACCAACUGAUGGCUGGAGGUGGUGACCUGAAAGGUCAAUUACUGCUCGAUGGACAAGUUGAAGACUACGAAUACCUCAAUAAGAGUAGGCGAGAGGUUGAUGGAGUAGACGACCUAGAGGACUGGAAUGCGUUAGUUAGCGCUUUAAACAUUGUUGGUUUCGACCAAUCUGAGCAAAUAGAUUUGUUCCGCAUUGUUGCGGCAAUUCUCCACAUUGGAAACAUCACCAUAACCGCUACUCGGUCCGACGAUGCCUCGAUGCCUGAUCCUUCUCAAGCAGAGCGGGUUUGUCACCUGCUUGGAAUUCCUAUUGCAGAGUUCACCCGGGCGGUGUUGCGACCUCGAGCGCUCGCAGGACGAGAAUGGGUCACGCAAGCACGGACAAGACAGCAAGCUGUGGACGAGCUUUCUGCUCUUUGUAAAACACUCUACGAAAAAUCCUUUGGUGCCCUUGUUGAACGGAUAAAUCGUGCACUUGACCGUCCUUCUUCAAAGGCGACGUUCAUCGGAGUGCUCGAUAUCGCCGGAUUCGAAAUUUUCGAAGUCAACGGUUACGAGCAGCUACUCAUCAACUAUACCAAUGAGAAGCUACAACAGUUUUUCAACCACCAUAUGUUUGUUCUAGAGCAGGAGGAGUAUGCCCGAGAAGGUAUCCAUUGGGAUUACGUUAACUUCGGCUUGGAUCUACAGCCCACAAUCGACUUGAUCGAGUCAAGCGGAAACACCAUCGGCAUUCUCAGCUUCCUCGACGAAGAAUGUAUCAUGCCCAAAGCCGACGAUCGUACCUUCACGAAUAAACUUAACGCCAUGUGGACCUCUCGAGACCAAGAUGAAGAUGAAUCUCACCCAGGCAAAUUGAAAUAUGAACCCUCUCGAUUUGAACAGGGUUUCAUCAUCCAGCACUAUGCCGCGAAAGUCGAGUAUCGUACGGAUGGCUGGCUUGAGAAGAACAAGGAUCCUCUCAAUGACAACCUCACUCGAGUGCUGGCAGCUUCCUCGGAGCGAUAUGUGGCCAGCCUCUUUGCGGAGUAUGCUGACCAGCCAUCGCCGUUGAGCGCGGGUGCACAUGUCUCUACGGUUGGGAGGAAGCGACCGAUGAAGAAAGGUGCAUUCCGGACUGUAGCUCAGCGACAUAAGGAACAGCUUUCGAGUCUUAUGGCUCAACUCAGGGCGACUCAGCCGCAUUUUGUGCGAUGCAUCGUGCCGAACAAUAUCAAGAAGCCUGGUCGGAUGGACGUUCCACUUGUUCUCGACCAGCUGCGGUGCAAUGGUGUCUUGGAGGGUAUCCGCAUUGCGAGAUUAGGUUAUCCGAACAGGCUCCCAUUCGUCGAGUUCCGUCAGCGGUAUGAGAUUUUGACGCCUGGUAUCUUGCCAAAGGGAUAUAUGGAUGGUAGAGAGGCUUGCAGGAGGAUGGUCAACUCACUGGAGCUCGACGACACCAUUUUCAAGCUGGGAACAUCGAAAAUCUUCUUCAAGGCUGGAGUUUUGGCGGAACUUGAGGAAAGGAGGGACAUGUUGCUCUUCGAUAUUUUUUCCAGGCUCCAGGCUGUCGCCAGGAUGUGGACUGCUAGGAGGCAAAUGAAGAAAAUUCUUAACCGCGCAAUGGCUGUAAAGACGAUUCAACGCAAUGCAAAAGUUUAUAGUGAGCUACGUGACUGGCCUUGGUGGCAGUUGUACACAAAGGUUCGCCCGUUGCUCGCAGCGACACGCAAUGACGAGGAGCUACGGAAAAAGGAGCUCGAACUUGCAUUGAUCAAGGAACGCGCGGAAAGAGACAAGCAGGAAAAGCAGGCUCUUGAAAAGCUCAAGAUGACUUUGGAGGCUGAGAAGAGAAAGGUUGAAGCUGAUCUCGAAGCCGAACGCUCCUUGGCCCUGGAUAAAGACGCCCUUCUUGAGCGCAGCAAAAGACGAGAGGGCGAACUCGAAGAGGAAAUUGGUGCCUUGCAAGCUGAUAUCAACACAUUGGACUCGCAGUUAACGAGAGCAAUGCGCCUACAGAAGGAAAGCGAGGAUAAAUACGAGAAGCUUCGGGAAGCCUUUGAUCAGGCAGCGGAACAUCUCGUUAGGUUGGAGCAAGGAGAGCACACCUGGAGCACCAGGGAGGCGGAGUUAAAUGAGGAGCUCCGGAAAGCGAACGAGGAAAUUGAAGCGCUGCAAAGUGAUUUGGAGGGUAUUCACGAGGUUUCUGAAGAGCUACGGAAUUUGGCUUUACAACGUGAAGAAGACUUAGCGAGAACCAAGGAACGCAUGGAUUCAGCUGUUAACGAUCUUCGAGCCAAACUAGAAACUGAGGCGCGCAACAAGGAUCUUAUCAAGGAUAAAGCAGAUCAUUUUGAGAAUGAGGCUAGACAGACGAAGGAGCAACUAUCUGAAAUGGGACGCACGGCCACUGAAUAUUCAACCAUGAUCCAGAAGAAGGAAGACCAAAUAGUAGAGUUGGUUGCCCAGUUAGAGGAACUGAAGCAAGAGCACGACAAUGCCUCGAUGGAGAUUGUCGAACUUCGCGCAGAUAUCGAUACCAUUGAUGCUCAGCUCUCUGCAGAGAAGAAGGAUCAUGCUGCUGAUCUCGCUGCAAAGCACAAAUUGCAGGCUGAAAUGGACGAACUUCGAGAUCUACUGGCAACCAAGACGACAGAGGCAACACGUCGAUCGGAAGCGGAAAAGAGCAAGGAGCUUGAACUGGUUGAUUUGCGCGGCCAGUGCAAUAUUCUCCAUCAAGAACUUGCAGAGCUUCGCCGGUCUUCUGUGGAGAAUCAGAACAAGUUGAAGGUGGAACUCGAACAAAUCACCCGAGAGCAUACUUCGCUUCAGCAUAGUCAUACGUCGCUCCUCGAGCGCGAAAGAGCUGCCCAGUCCAUGCUUACGAGGGUUCAUGCGCAAUUGUCAGAGCUUGAAAAAGGAAAACGAGCCUUGGAUUCAGAGCUUUUGGCCGUCAAGUCGCGCCAAACUGAAGUUCAGGACCAAUUAGCCGAGGCUUUGCGGGUCAAAGAGAAUCUUGAGCGUCAAUUAACGGCUGCGCAAGAUAAAUAUCGCAACUUUGAAGAUGUCGUUCUCGAUUUUCAGCGCGAACAAGAGAGUCGGACGAAAGAACUGGACACCGUUCGCAAGCAAUUGGAAACAGAAAUCGCCAAACGAACACAGCUAGAAAAGACCGUUUCAACCCAGAAAGCGGAGGUUAUCAAGCUAAAAGACCGCAAUACGAAACUGGAGAAAGAUUUGAACACCACGAUCCGAGAGCUCAAAGAUAGGCAAUUUGAGGUUAAACAACUUGAAUCGAAACAAGACAAGACUAUCGUAGAGCAUGUCUAUGUUCUUGAGGAAGCUAAACGCGUGACAGACCGUCAACUCCAAGAAGCGCGGUCAGAGUUGGAGAAGCAAGCAGCACACAUCAAGUCGCUCCAGAUGGCCAGGAAGCAAUGGGGGCAAGAUAUUGACGAUAUCAACCACCAACAUGCAAAAGAAAUUCGGGCCAAGGAGCAGGAGGCAAAGUUACACGAGAAGAGGGCGGACGAGCAAGCUGCACUUUUUGAGAAAGAGAUGCGAGCAAAACAAGAAGCAGAGCUCCAAGUGCAUCGUGUCCAAACCGAGUUGGACAAAACUCGCCAGCGAGAACAAGACCUCAACGAGCAGCUCAUUGCUGCCCAACGCUCAAAGGCCGCUUUGGAAGGAGAACUUGACAGGCUUGCGGCGGAUGCGGAGACUGGCGACUCUUUGGCCAAGUUGCAGAGAGACUACGAGACACGAAUUGCUCAGCUCGAAGCGCAGUUAGAAGAAUCAGAACUUGCUAGAGCUACCUCGACAAGGAUACAAGACCAGAUCGAACGCCAACAUGCCGAGAUUAGAGAGCUGGUUUUGUCAAGUAACCCUACGGACAGAAACUUCCAUUCCACCCUUUUGCACCAGUUUGAACUUGCUGAGAAUGCUAUGAAAAAGGAACUGUCAGUCAAAUCGAAGAAGCCCAGAUUAAGCGGCGCCAAUGAACUUCGACCGUCGUCAGCAAAUUCAACUCCCAGGAAGGCGUCGUCGAGAGGCGGGUCGCGAUUCGAGGAUGCGGCACGAGCAUCUGAGAAGCAGGUUGCUGCUCUCAAGCAACAACUCCAGCUACUUGAAGUCCAGAUGGCAGCAUCUGAACGUGUGAGGCGACAUCUCGAGAGCUCAGUGCACGACUUGACGGUAGAGCUUAGCAAGAGUGAUGGGUCCAAACAGUUCCUUGAACAUUAUAGGGCUCAUUUGGUCAGCGAGAACGAGAAGCUCACCCAAUUACUCAAGGAGGAAGCAGAGGCUCGUCGAACUGCGGAAGCAGCGCGCAUUGAUGGGGUCCAAACGAUUUGGGCUAAAUUCCAGCAGACUAUUGCAGACGAGCGGGAGAAUUACGCUCGACUUGAGGAGUCGAGAAAAGCUCUGCUUGUUCAACAAAGGACAGGCCAAGACGAACUGGAAACCCAACGCACUCAAAUACGGGAUCUGACUGCUGCCAAGAACCAGCUCAUGAAUGAGGUGGCUCAGCUUCGGGAACAGCAUGAGAUAUCGAAAAUGGAUGCAAUAAAUGCCAAACGCCAACUGCAAAAGCACAUGCAGGACGAGGAGGUGGCUCAGUCUUCGUCAAAUGCGGCUCAAGCAGAACUCAAGGUGGUUAUCGAAGCUCUUCGGGCCAACGAACACGAAUUGCAAGCUCGAUACGAGGCAGCAGAAAUGGAGCGCGUCAAGGCUGUCAGCUCGGAGCAUCAGACUCGUCGACAAUUAAAUGAAGCACAGGUUGCUCUUACAAAGGCUUCCGAGGACCACAAGAAAUCAAUCAAGUCAAGAGAACGUCGUAUUCAGGCCUUGGAGGCUGAACUUGCGAAAGAAGGUCGUGAAUCGUCUGAAACAAGUCAACUUCGCCAGCGUCUCUCGGAGGAAUUGGAGGAUGAGAGAGAGCAACAUCGGAAGGAUCUCGCCGAGCGUGAUUUCACAAUUGAUCAGACCAGGAAGAAAUAUCAAGCCGAACUUGCGCAAUUGAGUGAAGGUACCAUUACAAAUGAUGUAUUGGUGAUGUUCAUGCUUGCUAAUAAUACAUUUUCUCUAGAACUUCAAGCGCAAAGGGACGGAUUGAGUAGACUUCGUGAUGAGAACCGUAAACUCAGAUCCGAUCAUGACGCUCUGCAGCUGAAAUACGACGAUGAAGUCUAUAACAGCAAAGAGUGGAAGAAGGACAAGGAGCGUAUGGAGGAAAAGGUCAAGAACAUCGAGUCGGCUUAUGAGGCGUCAACUGCUGCUCAAGCAGAACAACAAUCGCAAAUUGUAGCUUUGCACGGGCAACUCCGUGAGCUUCGUGGGGUCCUAGACGAUGCGGAGAACGAAAGGUCGCUUUUGCAGAAAGCGCGCCGUGCUUUGCAGGCAGAGUUGGAGACCAUCAAGUUGGAUUACGUGGACUCUAACAAGAUGUCCUCUGACCCCGAAUUCCAGAGGCUGCAGCUAAAGAAACAAGAUCUUGAACGCUCGCUGGAAGAGCAGGAAGAUCGUGUUUCGAGUGCGACGGAACGUCUCAGGAAGGCAGAAUCUCUUGCCUCGGAGUACAAGCUUCAGCUGGACAAGGUUCAAGAUGCCAACGCAAAAUUGGAUCAACGUAAUGCUAGUCUCGAAAAGCAGAACAAAGAGUUGAAUGUUCGCAUUGUGGAUCUUGAAACUAGGUCGUAUGCGAGCUCGCCACGUGCGGCGCCUGGAUCUCGUAGGAUGGAGAGCCGGAUAGAAGAGUUGACGAACCAGCUCCAACAGUCCAAUAAGGACAGAAGGGAGAGCGGACGAUUGAAGCGGACACCGGACAAGUCGCAAGAAGCCAAGCCACAGCCUGGUGACAGUGAUCGUCAGAAGGCGAAACUAGAGGCGUAUGAGAUGCAGAUAGAAGGUAUGCGCCAGAGCAUGGAUGCCAUGCAAACGGCCGAAAACAAACUUCAGGCGGAAAAGCGUCGUGCGGAGCGUGACGCCUCUGAUUAUAAACAAAAAGUUCUCAGUAUGGAGCGGGAAUUGGAACGCCUUCGAGCCCGAUUGGAAGGGCCUAUAGCUCCGGAACGGACAGGAGGAGGAACGUUCAUUGGACCUCGCAAAUAA
This is a messenger RNA of Psilocybe cubensis, 7044 nucleotides long. RefSeq lists its product as uncharacterized. The transcript is spliced from 17 exons. Gene Ontology annotation, cellular component: myosin complex. Gene Ontology annotation, molecular function: ATP binding; cytoskeletal motor activity; actin filament binding. The record is from RefSeq and is a predicted model, not a curated record. Bases 1 to 7044 code for a protein of 2347 amino acids. NCBI's taxonomy places the organism in Eukaryota, Fungi, Basidiomycota, Agaricomycetes, Agaricales, Agrocybaceae.